Messenger RNA from Pelobates fuscus (common spadefoot toad), 4122 nucleotides. RefSeq names its product TBC1 domain family member 32 (gene TBC1D32). Bases 185 to 4078 code for a protein of 1297 amino acids. The transcript is spliced from 34 exons. Gene Ontology annotation, cellular component: trans-Golgi network. The record is from RefSeq and is a predicted model, not a curated record. Gene Ontology annotation, biological process: Golgi to plasma membrane protein transport. NCBI's taxonomy places the organism in Eukaryota, Metazoa, Chordata, Amphibia, Anura, Pelobatidae.
UGUAUCACAUCCCCUGUCAUAGCUCCCGGGGGAUGCAAUACAGUUUGUGUGGUUACUAGUUACUGUUACCAGGAGCACUGAGAGGAUCCGGCAUCUUGUUAAUGUGGAAUAAGGGCACCAUCCUUAGUACAGGGUCAUGAAACACUAAACCUAUCAAGAAGGAAGCCUUUCAUCAUUGGUCAUCAUGUCUGGUUUAACGCUGGAGGAUGAAGCUUUGCUUCAGUCCAUGGUCAGACAGUUGCUACAGAGUGUAAAGGAAAGACUGGCAGGUGCUCCAUCUGCUGAAUGUGCUGAAGAGAUAUUGCUGCAUCUGGAAGAGACAGAUGAACAUUUCCACAACUAUGAACUUGUAAAAUACUUAAGACAUUACAUUAAGAGCUCCUUGGGGUCUGUGAUAGAAGAGGAAACCGAAAAAUGCACCUUUGCUCAAAGCCAGGGAGAGGGAUUAGGAUAUGACACCCUUGUGCAACGAGUUACCAAAAGGACACGUGACUCAAAAGAGUAUACAGAAAUGAUGCAUUCCUUGAAAACUGGCAUGAUGGCAGUUGUUGAAGCACUUCUUAACAAGUUUGAGGAAGACCAGGCUAAAAAUAGAGAAAUGUUGAAAAAAAAUAUGCAUGAACAACACAGCGGUCAUUAUACUGACAACUGCUCUGACAGUGAUUCAUCCUUUAAUCAGAGUUAUACAUUUAUGAAUCAAGAACAAUUGCAACUAAUUGCUGAACAGCUGAACCCUAGCCAGCCUGAAGAGGUGCGAAAAGAAGCAAUGCAAACUUUAUGUUCUGCUCCACCAUCUGAUGUUCUCAACUGUGAGUGUUGGAAUAUUCUUCAUAAAAAUCUCACUCUUUCCCUUGCUGAUCCAGACUCCACAUUUACAGAGAAGAUUUUGCGCUUUUACGCUAAGACCUUUUCCUCGUCGUCUCUGAACAUGGCAAGAGAAGUAUAUGCUAGUUUAGCAAAACAUUUGGAAUUGUCAUUUAUGUCUAAAGAAAUUCAGAAACUAUUAUCAAGUGUAGUAGACAUAACAAACCCUGAUGUAAUUCGCCUAUUGAAAAAGAUACGACUUCUUAAUGACUACCAGAAGGAGGCUCCAUCAUUCUGGAUUAGACAUCCAGAAAAGUACAUGGAAGAGAUUGUAGACAGCACAUUGUCCCUUUUAUCUGUAAAUCAGGAUUCAAGCUUGCCUACAUCCCAGAUGCUUCUUGGUCCGGUCUUUUUCUUGGCCAUGAUUGAUACCAAGGCAGUGUGGUUUAAAAAAUGGAUGCAUGCUUAUUAUAGCAGAAAGGUGGUGCUACAACUUCUUGAAAAGAGCUACAAAACUUUGAUUACAGCAGCCAUUGAGCAGUGCUUCUACUAUUUCGAAUUGUCACAGUCGGCACUUGAUGAAAAUUCGAAGACAACUAUGGCUUCCCAGCAACAGUCUGGCACUAAACAGAAGACUUUCUACAACAGAAGAGAAUUACAUUAUUUAUACUUUGUUCAUUCACUCAGCCUUCUUGGAAGAUUGUUGAUAUAUAAACAUGGUAGAGAACUGUUCCCGAUAAAAGUGAAAAACAAAAAAGAAAAGGUUUAUUUGUCUGAUCUGCUGGUGCUGUUUACCAAUAUCAUGCUGUACUGUUCCAAUGGCACAAAGACUAGUCAAGAUUAUACAGGAGGAUAUGCUCCUGCAGGCCUUGCAAUGGAAGUUCUCAGAAUGCUUUGUGAUCGCAAGGAAUGCGCUAGUGAAUGUCUAUAUAUCGGGAAAGUAGUAGACACUAUCCUUUGUCCAAUACAAAAGUUAUUGGAUGGGGAAAAGAUUCAUGUGAAUUGUGAUGAAACCACAUUGACAUACAUAGCAGAUAUAUUGGCAAGGAUUGCCUCAUUUGAAGGUGGACUCUCCCUUCUUCUCUAUGGACAAAAAGCAGACCGUAACAAAACCAGGACAAUAGCUGCACAUACCAUUGCCCAGUUUUCAAAGAAACUUCUCCAUGAAGACAUCCACGCUUUAUCUGAUUCUGACAUGUUACCUGUGCUCAAAGGAUCUUUCAUAUUUGUAUGCCGCCAAAUGUAUCACACUUGUGAAGGACUCCAAGUUUUACUUCGUUAUCAACUGCAUGAGUGCAUUGCUGAUGCCUGGAAAAAGACAAUUCUACUCUCUGAGCGCACCCCAACACCUGUGGCUGGAGCAACUUCUCUUUCAUCAGGAAGCCAGGAAUUCCAGGGGACAAUGGCAUGGGAAGAAUCCUUACUGGACAACCUAUUAAAUUUUGCUGCUACUCCCAAAGGACUUCUUCUCCUUCAGCAGACUGGGGCUAUAAAUGAGUGUGUGACAUAUAUGUUCAGUCGAUUUACAAAGAAACUACAGGUGAGCAGAUGUGAAAAAUUUGGUUAUGGUACUAUGGUUACACAAGUAGCAGCAACAGCUCCUGGAGCAUCAGCUUUACAAAAAUCAGGCUUUAUCCAAGCUCUUGUCACUGAUUUGUGGGCUGUUUUGGAAUGUGGAAGAGAUGAUGUGAGAGUUAUUCAUCCAAAACCUACUCCAGUAGACCCCAUAGAUAGAAGUUGUCAAAAGUCUUUUCUCACUUUGGUGAAUUUACUGUCUUCCUACCCAGCUGUUUAUGAACUGAUAGGCAAUCAGGCUUUGCCAUCAAAGGAUGAAUAUUCACUUCGUGAAGUUCCAACAUGUUUUGCUGAUGUUUUUGAUAGACUUAUCAUUAUCAAUUCGGAUGCUAAGAUUAAUUCAUUAUUCAACUAUGAGCAGUCACACAUUUUUGGAUUGAGGUUGUUAAGCGUUUUAUGCUGUAACCUCGAUACAUUACUGCUUUUGGAAUCACAGUAUAAAGUGUCAGAUGUGCUCCUAAAUUCUCAAAAGGAAAAUGCUCUGGAAUCCUCUACAGGUGUAGAGAAGUUUAUCAUUGAUGCUCUGUCAGUUGAGCGGAACCAUACCCUUGUCCGAAUGAAUGUCAUUGGGGGCCCCCAUGAACGCAUUUUGCCUCCCAGAGCUUUGCUUCAGACUAACGAUCCGUAUCCUUGGCCAGUGUUUUCAUCCCAUCCUGUGCCGAAGUGCUAUAUUUCAGAAAUUUCCUUGAUUGAUGGACUUAGACUUCAAGAUAAUGAAUUAUUCAAGUUUUUAUCAUCAAAAAAUCCCGACAUAAACACAGCCUGGUUGGAAAACUGUAGGAAAAUAUUCUGCAGACUAAUAAAAACCAACCCUGCAUCUUUGUCUGGAUCUGUUUAUGGUGAAUUGUUAGAGAAGUAUGUAUUCCACCUCUCAGAAGCCCCCUCUAACUGUAUCUUCAGUUACCAUGAAAUCAAAGAUGAACAUUUGCAGACUGAAACUUUAUCUAAAGUCCAACGCCUUGGUGUGAAAAUGGUGAUUAGCUAUGGUACCCAUCUAAAUCGUCUGAAUGGCAACAGUGAACAAGAACUGAUUGAACUUCUGAAACAAUGUGAGAAAUUCCUGAAACCACAAAGGAUAGUCUCUGAUUCUCCAUUGCGGUAUUUGCAAGGAAGAUAUUCUGGUCAUGACUGGUUUGCAUCUUCUGUCUUCCUCAUAAUGUCAGGAGACAGUGGAAAAACAUUAGCAUUUCUACAGAAAUUAUCCCGUCUCCUUGCCUCAGCAUAUCUUUGGCUGCCACGACUUCACAUUUCUAAGCACCUAUCUUCAGAUAUUGCACAGUCUGGAAUCCAUCCAAUAUAUUUUUGUACUGCUCACUAUGUUGAGAUGCUGAUGAAGAUAGAGCUUCCACUUGUCUUCUCAGCUUUUCGGAUGUCUGGGUUUACUCCCUCUCAGAUCUGUCAGCAUUGGCUAAGUCAGUGUUUCUGGAACUACUUAGAUUGGCUUGAGAUUUGUCAUUAUAUUGCUGUGUGUAUCCUUCUUGGACCUGAUUAUCAGGUAUACAUAUGUUUAGCCAUAUUCAAACACCUACAACAAGAAAUUCUUCAACACACACAAACUCAGGAUCUACAAGUUUACUUGAAAGAAGAAUCAAUACAUGGAUUUCAAAUUGGGGAUUAUCUAGAAUACAUGGAAAGACUAGAGCAAGAAAACAGACCUCUGGUAUUAAAAGAAAUGAAAAACUUUGCACUACUUAAAUAAAUGUAAAAACAAAAUAGCAUGAUGAGUUAGCAAACAGAUAAAAA